Drosophila mauritiana is the source of this 750-nucleotide messenger RNA. Its product is annotated as trypsin. The transcript has a single exon. Gene Ontology annotation, molecular function: serine-type endopeptidase activity. Bases 1 to 750 code for a protein of 249 amino acids. Gene Ontology annotation, biological process: proteolysis. NCBI's taxonomy places the organism in Eukaryota, Metazoa, Arthropoda, Insecta, Diptera, Drosophilidae. The record is from RefSeq and is a predicted model, not a curated record.
AUGAACAUUUUGGCGUUGAUUUUACUGCUCAUUUCUGGUCAUAAAACCAGUGCUUUAUCGCCCCAGGAACGGAUCGUGGGUGGAGUAGAGGUGCCCAUUCAUCUUACACCAUGGUUGGCUUCGAUUACGGUGCAUGGCAACUAUAGUUGCAGUUCGGCAUUGAUUACAUCCCAGUGGUUGGUCACGGCUGGACAUUGUGUUCAUUAUCCAGAUAGCUACUCCGUUCGCGCAGGAUCUACUUACACUGAUGGGGGUGGUCAGCGAAGGGACGUAGUGAGUGUUAUCCUUCAUCCAGAUUUCAAACUAAGUACUCUGGAGAACGACAUCGCCUUGUUGAAGUUAGAUAAACCCUUUACUUUGGGAGGAAAUAUUCAGGUGGUGAAGCUACCGCUUCCGGGUCUUAAUAUACUUCCACUAUCCCUCUUGGUUGCCGGUUGGGGCAAUCCAGAUGCCACUGCCAGUGAUUCGGAGCCCAGACUACGUGGCACAAUGGUGGAAGUUAUUGAUCAGAGACGCUGCCAGCGCCUUUACUCCCAUCUGCAUCGUCCCAUCACGGUUGAUAUGGUGUGUGCAGCAGGAGCUGGACGAGAUCAUUGCUACGGAGACUCAGGAGCUCCUUUGGUUCACCGCGGCAGUAGCUAUGGAAUCGUAUCCUUUGCGCAUGGAUGUGCUGACCCACAUUUUCCAGGCGUGUACACUAGACUGGCCAACUAUGUUACCUGGAUCUUCAACGUCCUGGAAAGUGGUUGA